UAAUAAGGCUGAGCUAGGUAUGUAAGGCCGACCCGAAAUGGGUUCAUGGAUCCAAGAGAAGCUGCGAUAGCAUCUAGAGAGCUUUGCACUACUCCCUUUUAGUUCCUUAACUUAACUCUAAGGCGACACUUUUGUUUUACAAAUUUGGAAAUCGCGAUCUCGUCGAGGAGUUACGACCUAGAAUUUAGCUUUCGAUAGAACUCUAGACCUGCCAAUUCAGCUUUAAGCUUACUACGCGAUUUCGAAGAACCGACUAAGAAAAUAAAACGAAGACGAUAUAAACCCAACUUCGAUCUACCUAAAGAAAAACGGUCGCGGCGCUGAGUUAUCCCACAAUCAAAUAUCGUUCGUGAAGUCAUGCGACCGAUGUGCAUAUCUCGAUGAGCUUGUCUUCCCCGGAGCGAGGCGAUGGGGAUGCAAAUAUGGAAAAUGAUCAUCUAGAUCUGUCUCCUGACGGGGACGCUGUAUCCAGUGACGAGGAGACUAUAAAGGGGGAACAAGAACAAGGACAUAUAGCUGAGAUAGUUAAAGAGGAGCGAGAGGGUAUUACAUCCGACCAAAUUCCCCAAAAUGGGAAUGGGGUUAUCGCAAAUCGAUAUCGUCAACUAUUGCGGGAUCGCGAUGAUGUCUCGGAAGACGGAUCAACGGACGGUUUACCUCGGAGGGUUGGGAGUCCCAUAGACUCUCUUCUCUCCGUUCCUGAUGAUUCCCCUUCGGUUCAAGGCUCUAUGAUAUCUUCCCCUGGUAGCAGUCGAGUUCCUUCACUAGCGUCGCGCCCCGGCCUUAGUAGCCCUACGCCUUCGUUCAGGCCCUUCGACCGACGAUUCCAAUCGCGUAUAUCCUCGCCUUCCGCGCUACUAUCUCCGCGACCAACAUCGCCUGCCUUUCUCUCCGGGCAUAGCAGGCAAGCCUCUAUAGGCAGUCAGUUUCUAUUAGAACCCGGCGAGACCGAAUCCUCUUCGCCUCCAUGGGAAGUUGUACGAUGGACAAAACUUAAGAAGUUGAAUGGCCAGGCCUUCUCCGAGGCUGGGAAAAGGAGUUUUGGUUCUCCUACGUGUAUAGCUGUCUCUGCAUCGAUCGUGUUAGGGACCACUAAGGGAAUAAUUCUAAUGUUUGAUUACAACCAAAUUUUGAAAAUGAUCAUUGGCCCAGGCACAAAAGCCGUGGAAUCCGGACCUAUCACCGCUAUUGCUAUAUCCGCCGACUAUACAACCAUAGCUGGCGGUCACGCGAGUGGGGAUAUUUUCACUUGGGAUACUAGCCGAGCAUCCCGACCAUUCUUACACAUACCACCCCUCGAACAGUCCCAGUUGCAGAACCGAACAACAGAUGGCCAUUUGCCAAACGUGUCGGUAACCCAUCUGGGAUUUCUUGGUACUCGACAUACUGCGCUCGUCUCCGCCGAUGACCGCGGUAUGGCAUUUUCUCAUCUCGCUACCCGAGGUACUGGUGCGCUUGGGCGAACAGUCAAGACUGUAAGGAUAUUAGGUCGAUAUCCUGAUGCCCCGCCUCCUUCAUCGGGCAAACCCCUUAAGCCUAGCACCGUAUUGGCCUUCUCUCCCCUACCACUCGGAAAUGUGGAACAAGCAACAGACACGAUGGGAUUGACGGCAAUGCUCACUCCUUAUCUACUUGUCAUAGUCUCGACCACGCCAGUUGCGCAGACUCAGCAUAAAUCAGCUAGACCGAAAGACGUGGCGCCACACAGUGCAAUGACAGGAUGUCUGGCGUGGUUCCCUGCAGUCAAAUUAAAAGUGCCCGAUCCUAGCACCGGUAGCACUAUGUCUAAAGUCAAGCUGGUGUACUGCUGGUCGAACGUAUUAACUGUCUUAGAUGUGGAUGAGAUACCAUCAGACGACAAAGAUAAACCGCCAAUCCUAAAAUUCAAGGCUCGUAGCAGAUGGAAGUGCGAGGAGGCCAUCGUGGCGGUCCAAUGGCUUAGCCGUUCAGUAUUGACAGUCUUGACAAUCACACAGAGACUUAUCGUUCUCGAGGACCGAUCGAUGAGGAUGACCGAAGCUUUUGACCUUAUUCACAAAUUCAUCUACCACGCAGAUCUCUUCUCUAACCAAUUACACAAUCUAGUCGAACAACUUGACGAAGAUGAUACGACGAUGCAUGGUGUUGUUGCGGAUGCUUUCUACAUGAGUUUCAAGGCUUAUAAGGGCCGCAUAUUUCUACUGGGCUUUAAUGACGUAUCUAUCGGCGCGUUGUCUAAUUGGGCGGAUCGAUUGAUCGCGUUAAUGGAGAACGGUGAUUAUAUCGGAGCGAUACAGCUAGCGACUUCUUACUACACAGGAGAUGCUAACAAGCUGACGGUCGGACUUCCUGAAGAUGCGACCCUGAGACAUCGAAUGGUGCGUGACAAGGUGAUGGAAAUCAUGAGUGCAUCCCUUAAAUAUGCAUUUGGACAACGACAGAAGAACAAAUCUUCAAUAGAUGAUCAACAUCUUCGACAACUUGCCGAAACUUGUUUCAUCGCUUGCCAAAAUAUUGGAGAUCUCGAUUUUCUCUUCGAUGAGAUGUAUGAGUGGUACGAGGACGCUGAUGUUGAGGGCGUCUUUCUGGAGGUUUUGGAGCCGUACAUUCUUGAGAAGACGAUAUCGACAAUACCGCCGACGGCCGUCAAAGCCAUGGUCAACCAUUAUGUCAGCAGAGGUUGGGAAAGCCGCUUAGAAGAAAUGAUUUGUCACAUGGAAACGGCUACUCUUGACAUCGAUCAAAUUACAACACUUUGCAAGCAGAAUGGCCUUUAUGAUGCCCUUAUAUACGUCUGGAACCAAGCGUUAUCCGAUUACAUCACCCCUCUUAUCGACCUACUCACUCUUCUAAUACCUUUGGUACGGAAUGAUCAUGAUGCCUCUAGGAAUAUUAUGGAAGACGAAAUCCACGAGGUCAAUGGACUUAAGUUGUUUCCAUAUCUCUCUUUCACGUUGACAGGGAGAAUAUACCCGACGGGUGAGAUUAUGGAUGAUGCAGUGGCCUCGCAAGCCAAAGCAGAAUUAUACUGGUUUCUUUUCUCAGGGAAGAGCAUAAAUUGGCCGAAAGGAAGCAGCAAAACAUUUUUCACCCGAUCAAGUCAGACAGAGGAACCACCCUUCCCAUACCUUAGAGUGAUAUUGGAAUAUGACGCCCCAAGCUUUCUAAGUGCGUUGAACGAAGCAUUCGAGGAUCCAUUCUUGAAUGAUUCCCAGGAGAAGCAACUCAACGGCGGUACAAUCAAAGACUUACCGGAAGAGCAAAUUUUUGGCCUAACUGUUGAUCGUCAAUAUGUGAUUACCAUUCUGCUUGAGAUCAUGAAUCGGGAUGAUUUCGCACCCGAGGAUACCAUAUAUCUAGACAUGUUCAUUGCUCGAAGUCUUCCCAAAUUCCCGCAAUAUCUUCUCAUACCUGGUUCUACACUCGAUAAUGUUUUGGCCGGGCUAUGUGAAUACCCCGGAAUAGACCUGGCGGAAGAUGCCCAGCUUAGUGCGGAGUAUCUGCUCUCCGUGUACCAACCGCCAAACAUAUCGGCAAUGAUACCACUUUUCAAAAAGGCAUGUUUCUAUCGCAUCCUGAAAAGGAUAUAUAGGAAUGACAAGCAGUAUGGGAAGCUGUUACAAACCUACUUUGAGGAUCCGGAAGACCAAAUUGAAACUUUUGAAUGCAUUGCAGAAUGCCUGCAGCCCCAGGCUGGUCUGACCAAGAGACAGAUACAAGAUGUACAAGAUGUCAUCAAGCAGCAUUCGCGAGAAUUGGUCGAACUUGACCCAGUCCGAGCUGCUCAGACACUAGCUGCAUAUGCAUCAAAUUUGCAUAGGUUUGUCUUAGAUUCGCUCGACGAAGAGCCGGAAUUGCAAUAUUCUUACCUCGGAGCAUUGCUUGAGCCUGACUCCGAAAGUUCGGAGCAGCCGACAACCACAUUGGAUCGAGAUUUCAUCGAGCAAUAUGUACAACUCAUGUGUCGCUAUAAUUCUUCCCACGUGUCCGACUAUGUCGGAAUUGUGCAAGCUACAAACCUAAGGCUUGAUAAGCUCCUACCAACCAUGGAAGAUACCGGAGUUAUCGACGCCGUUGUUAUUCUAAUGGCUCGAGAAGGGCAAGUACAAGACGCCAUGGCUCGCCUAACUCGGCACCUAGAAACGUUAGAGUCAGCUCUUCAAGGUUUAGUCUCGAGCACGGAUGAUCUUGCCGAUGACGUAGAUCUUAAAGAAGCCGCUGAAGAGUUGCUUAUGGGCUUGCAGAAAUACACGCAUGUGGGCAUUUGGUUAUGCCAAGGGCAAAUGAAAACAACCAAGAAAAUUAAUGCGAUUGGUCGACGGAGUUCUCCAUCACCUACCGAUCUUUCACCCGAUGAGGCAUUGUGGCUUGAGUUGAUAGACACUACUGUUCAAAUCACGCGACGCCUAUCGUCGGUUGUUGCACCAUCUAAAGCGGAUAGAGUCUCAAGUACCGCUUCCCCAACCCCGGUUCUUGAUAGCGAUAAAUUGGUGGCGCUUUUACGGUCACUUGUACAACACACCUUUACAGCACUUAUGACGGCAACGUCCACCCAGAAUACGGGAUUUCCCACCAACCGUCUUGCUACGGGCUCUGGGGGUAGCCUAACGUUUCUGCGGGUACUUCGAGCUUUUCUAACCCGCGCAGCCGCCGCCUCUCCUAAUCUUGCAGAUCUGCGAGCUGUGUUAGGCUCGAUAUUUUCAGCUUAUGCCUAUGAAGAAUCAAUACUGCGGCUUUCAAACCGUCUUCUCGAGCAGCAACUAUUCGUCAACGUCAAAGAGGCUGUGGAGCUUCGUCAGCGGGGAUGGCGACCAAGAGGGUCAACAUGUGAAGCUUGUGGGAAGCGGGUUUGGGGUCCAGGAGUGGCUGGUAACGUCUUUGAAGCUUGGGAAGAGAAGCAGGCCGUUGAGAACAAGAAGCGAGAAGAAAAGAAAGCUGCUUUAUCGGGCCAAGCGGUUGCACGUGGGAAAGGCAAGGCAGAAUCCCCUGUUGAGGAUGAAGACUACAAGGGCAAAGGAAAAGGCAUAAGCACAGCUGAUAAUGGGCCUAGUUCAUCGGAAGGGCAAAUAGCGAACGGCAAACAGGACGUUCAGGGGUUGGCCGUUGAAACGAAUGGAAGUGUUUACGGUCGGCGGAAAGAUCAGCAGCCUCUGGGUCCUCUUAUCGUUUUGGCUUGCAGACACAUAUACCAUAAAGCUUGCCUAGAUACUUUACAGGAGAAGCAAAAGGCAAAUGGCAGCCAUAGAGAAGUGGACGAAUUCGGCCGCGAGGCGGAGUAUAGGUGCCCUAUCGAUGGCUAGAAUAGCUCGGUAGGAAGUGGUUUAAUAAUAGGAUAUGGCACUGUUGUUGCCGUUGUAUUUACGAGUGUACAGUACCAUAGCUAGCUGCGUGUUGAUAUAAAGACGAGCGCUGUAAAUAAAAUAAUUGGAGUUUU
Hypoxylon trugodes is the source of this 5413-nucleotide messenger RNA. Its product is annotated as Golgi CORVET complex core vacuolar protein 8-domain-containing protein. The record is from RefSeq and is a predicted model, not a curated record. Gene Ontology annotation, cellular component: late endosome; HOPS complex. The transcript has 3 exons. Gene Ontology annotation, biological process: protein targeting to vacuole; endosomal vesicle fusion. NCBI's taxonomy places the organism in Eukaryota, Fungi, Ascomycota, Sordariomycetes, Xylariales, Hypoxylaceae. Bases 381 to 5279 code for a protein of 1632 amino acids. Gene Ontology annotation, molecular function: protein binding.